UUAGUGAUCAAUAAAAAACAGAACGUAAAAAGACACAAAUUUUAUAUCUUUAAAUCUAUUUAAAUAAACCAAAAAAAUAAAUCAGACGAACUCAGUGAAAUUCCUGUAAAAGCUCAGCGAAGUGACAAACUAAAUUUAAAUUUAUGAACAAAUUUUAAAAUUUUGUAAUUUUUCUUAAACAUACAAAUUUUUUUAUCUAAACAAAAUUUUAAUUAUAUGAAUUGUUGAAUUUUGGCAUUGUUAUUUACGAAUGCCGCGCGGUAUCAUUUAUUAUUUUACUAGCACUAUUUUACAAGAUAAAAUAACUUUCUGAUUUUAGCUUCGAUAUAAUCGAAGCUAAUAUAUAUAUUUAAAAUAAAAUAAAAUAAAAUAAAAUAAACCAUUUAUUGAAAAUGUCAAAAUCUUAUAAGUAGAUCAGCAGUUUAUCUAAAUUUUCUACAAAUUGAAAUGGCUGAGAAGGAAAUUCAUCAACAAGAGGAAGCUUCCCACAAAGAUGAAGAAGGAACAGUGAGGGGCAUUUUGGGGAAAUCAACUUGGCCCGAAUUAGUAGGGCAGACAGUAGAAGCAGCGGAGACGAAGAUAAAGGAAGAAUCACCGGCGACCCGUAUUGUCCAGGUGGUUCCGCCCGGAUCCUUUACCACAUCCGAGUACCGGGUUGACCGGGUCCGGAUCUUCGCCGAUCCGGCCGGAAAAGUUGCGAAGCCGCCGAGAAUUGGGUGAUAAAUAAAAAAAUAAUUAUUUGGUUGUUGGUGUCUGAAAAGUCUUGUCGUUGCAAUUAUUAUACCCAAUAAUGGAGAUUUGUUGUGAUAAUUCAGUUGCAGUUAAACUAAAUUUAUGUGACAAUAUUUUCAAAUAUUGAGGUUUGAA
Andrographis paniculata is the source of this 867-nucleotide messenger RNA. RefSeq names its product subtilisin-chymotrypsin inhibitor-2B-like. Bases 448 to 720 code for a protein of 90 amino acids. The transcript has 2 exons. Gene Ontology annotation, molecular function: serine-type endopeptidase inhibitor activity. Lineage: Eukaryota; Viridiplantae; Streptophyta; Magnoliopsida; Lamiales; Acanthaceae. Gene Ontology annotation, biological process: response to wounding. The record is from RefSeq and is a predicted model, not a curated record.